Vollenhovia emeryi is the source of this 3153-nucleotide messenger RNA. RefSeq names its product ATP-binding cassette sub-family F member 3. The record is from RefSeq and is a predicted model, not a curated record. Bases 155 to 2314 code for a protein of 719 amino acids. Gene Ontology annotation, molecular function: ATP binding; ATP hydrolysis activity. The transcript is spliced from 9 exons. Lineage: Eukaryota; Metazoa; Arthropoda; Insecta; Hymenoptera; Formicidae.
GGCUCGGCUGGCUCGGCAGAGUGCAGAGUGCAGAGUGUCUGUCAAGUGGUGAGCGGCAAGCGGGUACCUGCACGUCAGCGUGGCUCUCCCUGAUCUCGGAUCUUUCCCUCUUUUUUUUCUCUCGAGCUGAUCCCCUAGAAGCGACCCAACUAUCAUGGCCAACUGUGGCGAGUACAUCCGCAGCCAGUUCCCGACGAUAGACGACGAUCUCUAUGAAUACGUGCAAGGUAUCCUCGACAGCUCCAAGGAUGACUUCGAGGACGGCGACGAGGUGUACGAGGCGAUCGGACAGGUGUUGCACGAGGUGGCGGACAAAUCAGAAAACGAGGUUAGGCAAAUAUGCGUGAGACUGUUGGAAAUAUUGAAAGGUAGUUCCAACGACGACGACGACAUGGACAGGAGAAGAAACGGCGUUAACAAAGUAUUAAAUGCCCCGGUGCAUCUAGGCUCGCUAGCCGCUACCUUGGAGGCGCAAGUCGAGCAGAUUAAGAGUAUAUGGGUUACGACUAGGGACGACGCGAUGAAAGUAGAUGCCAAGAAGCUGGAGAAGGCCGAGGCCAAGUUGCAACAGAAGCAGGAAAAACGAAUUGUAAACGAGCUGGGAUCGGCUUCCCGUAUCAACACUGCCAAUCACGCGGCUGAAAGCGCGGCCAGCGCCAGUCAAAUGACCAGUAAGAAAGAUAGUCGAAUGGAGACGAAAGGUGGGGUGAACAAAACUCAGGAUAUCAGGAUAGAGAACUUUGAUGUCGCUUACGGCGAUAGAGUAUUAUUGCACGGUGCUGACUUGACGCUUGCAUUUGGCAGGCGAUACGGUCUGAUAGGUAGAAACGGACUCGGCAAAACUACCUUGCUUCGAAUGAUAUCGAGCAAGCAGCUGAGAAUACCGUCGCACGUGCGAGUGUUGCACGUGGAGCAGGAGGUAGCCGGCGACGACACGUCUGCGCUCGAAUCCGUUCUGGAAUGCGAUCAAGAAAGGAGCGCGUUGCUCAGCCAGGAGGCGAAAUUGCAAGCAGCGAUAGAGAAGGACGGCUCCAAGACGGGGGAUGUGUUGGGUGAGGAAUUGGCCCGGGUAUACGAGGCGAUGCAGUUAGCCGAGGUCGACAAGGCACCCGCUAGAGCAAGCGCCAUUCUGUCGGGACUCGGAUUCUCCAUUGAGAGGCAGUCCUGGUCAACCAAGGCCUUCUCCGGCGGCUGGCGGAUGAGACUCGCUCUCGCGAGGGCACUCUUCUCCAAGCCGGACCUCUUGCUGCUCGACGAGCCGACCAAUAUGCUUGACAUCAAAGCGAUACUGUGGCUGGAAAAGUAUCUGCAAACGUGGCCGAAAACCUUACUCGUAGUGUCGCAUGACCGGAAAUUUUUGGACACGGUGCCCACUGAUAUUCUGUACUUGCGCGGACAGAGAAUAGAGGCGUAUCGCGGCAAUUACGAGCAAUUUGUGAAAACGAAAGGCGAACGCGAGAGGAACCAGCAACGAGAGUACGAAGCGCAACAGGCUAAGAGAGCGCACGUGCAGGAAUUUAUCGACAGAUUCCGAUACAAUGCGAAUCGCGCGUCUAGUGUACAAAGCAAGAUAAAAAUGUUGGAGAAAUUACCUGAAUUGAAGCCAAUGGAAAAGGAAAGCGAAGUGACGCUCAAUUUCCCGGACGUUGAACCACUGAGUCCGCCGAUAUUGCAGCUCAAUGAAGUAUCGUAUAGUUACAACGGAAUCGACACGGUAUUGAGCAAUGUGAAUCUUACUGCCAGUCUGCAAUCGCGCAUUUGUAUCGUCGGGGAGAACGGCGCGGGUAAAACUACCCUCUUGAAAAUUAUCACAGGCGCGUUGAGCCCAACACGAGGGACGGUGCAUGUACAUCGAAAUCUCAAGUUUGGGUACUUUAGUCAGCAUCACGUUGAUCAACUGGACAUGCGUGUUUGUCCCGUCGAGUUGUUACAAACGCAUUUUCCCGGUAAACCAAUCGAAGAGUAUAGGCGAAUGCUCGGAAGUUUUGGCAUAAGUGGCAAUCUGGCUCUGCAAACCAUAAACUCCCUUUCUGGCGGGCAAAAGUCCAGAGUAGCGUUCGCGUUAAUGUGCGCCGCAACGCCCAAUUUCCUAGUGCUCGAUGAGCCUACGAAUCAUCUCGAUAUUGAAUCGAUCGAAGCAUUGGGGAAAGCUCUCAACAACUGCCAAGCUGGUGUAAUAUUGGUGUCGCACGAUGAACGUUUAAUCCAAAUGGUUUGUACAGAAUUGUGGGUUUGCGGAGAAGGAUCAGUUCGCUGUAUCGAAGAAGGUUUCGACGAGUAUCGCAGGAUCAUUGAGAAGGAGCUUGAAUUAUGAAAAAGUUUAAAUUUUGUCCAAAUUUGUGAUAUCGUCAUCUUACAUUGUUCUGUACUAAGUAAUUAGUAAUGCAUCAUGAUAAAACAAGUAUCGCCUUUAAUUUCGACAAAAGUUUUUUUUUCCAGGCAUUUAAUCGCCAAAGGUAUUUUAUUUAUUUAAAAAAAUACUUUUUCCGAAACAAAUUUAGUGACUGUUAAUAACGUAUUAUAUACAAUUUAUUUAUUAACUUGACACGUCUCUCUCGUUUUCCUCUUUAAUAACUACAAUGUGUAACUCCUGCCCUAAGAAAGAAUUUGUUAUCACGAAUUGUAUUUAUCUUCCUUGAAAAUUUCUUGUAUAUUGUACAUUUAAACAAAUUGUUCGACUGUGCAGGUCGAUAUGCAAUAGAAUAAAAAUAGAAUUUACAAAGAUUUACACACAUUUAAUAUUACUCUAUUAUAGAAGAAAGUAAUAAAAGAUAUUGUUAGAUAAAAGAAUGUUCUAUUUCAUUUGAAAAUAUAUUGACCGCUGUUACCAUUCUGCAUUGUAUAUAAAGAUUUUUAUUAUACAAUAUUAAUACAAUUAUUCUUAAGUCGACGAAUUGCUGCUAUGUAUGUAUGUAUGUGGGUGUGUGUGUGUGCGUGCAUGUGUGUGCAAUCGUUUAUUAGUAUUGAAAAAUAAGUUGCAUCUUUAUAUAUUUUGGCCUUUGUUAACGUCUAACGUAUAAUUAUCAAUGGUAAAAAAAUGUAUCGUAGAGUGUCCUGAAGUAAUGAUUUUUGCGUGAUAUUUAUUGAUUUUACAGAAGUAAAUAAGAAAAUGUAAUACAAUGAUUAAGAAGAUUAAAUGAGUAUGUUGUUUUU